AUGAUUGGUUUGGCUGUUCUCGGCUUAUUGGCUUUGAGCUGUUGUCUUUGUUGGUGCUGUUACUGUCGUCGAUAUGGUCUCGGUGGUGUAUUCGAGCAUACUGGCUCUUUUGAAUUCUACUAUAUUGAUCGAUGCACCGAUCGAAAUUGUCCUUGGCAUCAUAUUUCAGAUUAUAGUAAUACUCUUGCUGUCGUUAGCCCCGAGUGUGUUAUUUAUAAUUUGUUCAACAAAAGUGCAAAUAACUGGAGCAAAACUCAAUUAUUGCCAUUGGCCCGAUUAACAAGUACGGCAUCACAUUCUGGUGAAGAUCCCCGUCAACCGGCUAUAACUAGAAGUCCAAACGCUGAUUCAUUACGGCUGUCAAGCAAUCUUUCACACCGAAAACUGACCCCCAAUGUAUCAGUUUCGAAAGUUCGAGUGGCAGAACGAACUCUCAGCGCACCCAAUCCAGGCAUUAAACCACCGAUUCAUCAACCAGACGAUGAUUCAAUUGGCAGCUCUCGAAUUCAAUCGGGAGCAAGUGGUCAUGUAAAAGUAUCUCGCAUCAAAUCGAGCGCAAUGGGACGACGACGCAGUUCAUGUGAUGUAUUGCCAUCAUAUAAUGUCCUGAAACCUGCUAUGAAUACAAAAUUGAGACGCAACAGCGUCGGAACUGUUCAUCAUGUUCGAGUGGAUCGAGUACAAAUGGCACAAGGGACACGAAAAGAUUCAUUGUUAUCACAAUAUCCUCGUCAAUCGAUUAUUGAUAGUACGAUUCGAUUGGAUGAUAUUGAUAAAAUUUGCAAAUCGGCGCGUCCAUCAUCAAAGACUAAGAAACAUAAAGUACUUGUGAAACAUGUACCUUCAGCUGAUCGACAAAUCUCGACGAAGGAACAGCGACCAUCGCAAAUUGACACUAUCGAUUUGUCACUGUCACAUCUCAUGCCACCAAAAUCGACUAUUCAUGUUGAACGUGUAUCAACUAGCAGGAAGAGGCUGAAAUCAAAUAACAGCACUGCUCAUCUUGAAUUGAUUGCUGAAGAGACACAUAAUAGUCAAAGAUCCCAUACGGGACGCGCUCAUUCGAGUGUUACUGUCAAAAGAAUAGCACGAGCAAACACCUCUUUAGCACUAACACAUCACUAG
Messenger RNA from Rotaria sp. Silwood2, 1125 nucleotides. Lineage: Eukaryota; Metazoa; Rotifera; Eurotatoria; Philodinida; Philodinidae. The record is from the annotation of a GenBank genome assembly.